Messenger RNA from Ziziphus jujuba (common jujube), 766 nucleotides. RefSeq lists its product as uncharacterized. Bases 155 to 490 code for a protein of 111 amino acids. The transcript is spliced from 4 exons. The record is from RefSeq and is a predicted model, not a curated record. NCBI's taxonomy places the organism in Eukaryota, Viridiplantae, Streptophyta, Magnoliopsida, Rosales, Rhamnaceae. Gene Ontology annotation, biological process: protein stabilization; negative regulation of apoptotic process.
CUGCAAGCGAGGGGGUGGGGUUACGUAUUAGCUUCCAAUUUACAAAGUUAGGGUUUAGCAGAGACGCAAAGCUUCUUCCUUAAUCGCUUUUUCUUCUUAGCAAAAAAGAAACCUGAAAUCAAGAAGGAAUUAGAGUUUGUUAGAGGGAUCGAAAAUGGAAGGAGGAGCAGAUGAAGGAGUAGAGAGAGUGGUGGACUCGAAGGAUAUGCAGCAACAGAGCAAAGCCUUCGACAAGCUCACCGACCGCGUCGAAGAUCGCCAACUUGACUCCACUCGUGUUCAAGAGGCGAUGGCGUCGAUUGCUGCAUCUGCGGAAGCUGAUUGGAAUGCUAUGAGAUUGAGGGAAAAAGAAUUAGCUGCCGUUAAGAUCAAUGCAGCUGACGUGGACAUAAUCGCGAAUGAACUAGAGCUGGACAAGAAAGUUGCUGAGAGAACCUUACGAGAGCACAAAGGCGAUGCUGUUGCUGCCAUUCGAUACCUUCUUCGCUAGCUCAGUCUUAAAGAGAGGUUCAGCUUACUCAAUUUUUCUUGUUGAAUGUUAUGAAAAUGCAAAUGACAAGACACAUUACGCUAAUUGCUUUGUCAGUUGCGUUGUUUAUUCUGAAUUAAGUACUUUUUUAGUUUAGGCAAUUUUGUUUUCAAAAGGCUUCAGAUGUUUAUGUACCCAUAUCUAUUGUUCAAAUGGAUGUAUAUUAAAAUGGAUUUCUGCAGGCAUUAUUAGACCUGUUACCCAUAAACUUGAUAAGAAAUCCUAGCAUUGGAUUCA